Messenger RNA from Paraphaeosphaeria sporulosa, 565 nucleotides. RefSeq lists its product as uncharacterized. The record is from RefSeq and is a predicted model, not a curated record. The transcript has a single exon. NCBI's taxonomy places the organism in Eukaryota, Fungi, Ascomycota, Dothideomycetes, Pleosporales, Didymosphaeriaceae. The coding region runs from base 63 to 383 and encodes 106 amino acids.
CAUUCCAACAUUCCAAUAUUCCACCGGGCCUCGACUGCGCGCUGCUAUCAGAAUCCGCAGAGAUGCGCUCUGGGCGCUGGCGAACCACACGACGACGCGCGAGUACCGAGCGACCCCACGCCGCGGGCGCGGCUUGGCAGCACCUUCACGUGACGCCUCAGUGCUCGCGGGCGGUGCCCAGAGAGCCGUUGCUGGCCCUCAGUGGCUGCGAUGCAGGCUGCGGCGGCGGGCCAGUGCUGGUGGCUGCAGGCGAGCGGGCAGGGGCGGCGCCCGCAAGGGGCCUUGCAGCGGCUAGAGGGCAGCGCAUCCCAGCUCGCCCGCCCCCGGCGCAUAAGGGCUCGCUGCAUUUACGGCUGCCAUGCCCUCCCCAUCCAUCGUCGUGACACGCCUGCUGUAGCAUAACCACGCCCUUUCUGCCUCGAGCCGUGCCUGAACCCUCUGCUCCACCGUCGCAGGACAGCCUCAGCCCGCAAGCAACGGCUCCCGUGCCUGAGUCUCAUCUGAUCGCCGCUUGGACACCACUAAGCCUGAACCGCUCCGCCUGUGACGAACGCCUGCCUCGCCG